UGCGCAGUCAGGUAAUAUCGGUUGUCCUGUCCGGCAGAAUACCAAUAUGGAGUGUAAUUUCUUUAAAAAAGUGGUUUGAUGAAUUAUUUUUUUAAAUAUAAAUGCUUGAUGGUGGAUUAAAUGAUAAAGUAGCGUAUCUGGCAAUAUUAUAUUUGGAUAUUAUAAAGAGUAGAUCCAGCUCCGUUAGAUGACCGCCAUAGGAACAUGAUACAUGUCUGAAAUAUUUGUGGAUGUCAAGAUUGUCAAGUGAAGAGUACCAAAGUUUUGUAGAAAAAUGGGGAAGUUGUUAUCAAAAAUUUUUGGCAAUAAAGAGAUGAGGAUAUUGAUGCUCGGACUAGACGCGGCAGGAAAAACAACGAUAUUAUAUAAACUAAAAUUAGGACAAUCUGUAACCACUAUACCGACUGUGGGAUUUAAUGUGGAAACAGUGACCUACAAAAAUGUUAAAUUCAAUGUGUGGGAUGUUGGGGGACAAGAUAAAAUCAGGCCUCUUUGGCGGCACUACUACACGGGAACCCAGGGUCUGAUAUUUGUAGUGGAUUGUGCAGAUAGAGAUAGAAUUGAUGAGGCCAGACAAGAGCUUCAUCGCAUUAUUAAUGAUAGAGAGAUGAGAGAUGCAAUAAUACUCAUUUUUGCUAACAAACAAGACCUGCCGGAGGCGAUGAAACCUCAUGAAAUUCAGGAAAAAUUGGGACUAACACGAAUUAGAGAUAGAAAUUGGUAUGUGCAACCUGCCUGUGCAACAACUGGAGAUGGCCUUUAUGAGGGACUUACUUGGUUAACGAGCAAUCACAAAUUAUAGCAUCCAGGUACACACUCAUUUUAGUAUAUGACUCCAACCAACACUAUUGUAAUAUUCUCCUCGAGAGGUGAUUCUCUAGGAUGCAGGCUACAUCGUAAUUAUAACCCUAACAUUCCAUAUAUAAAAUUAAAAAUAUUAUGUGGAUAAUUUUUGAAAAAUAUUUUUUUGAAAUUUUUCUCUUGUAUUAUUUGCUUAUAUCAGUGCAACUCAUAGUGAUGAAUUUAAAUAAAUUUGUAUACAUUUUAUCUGUUUAAGACAAUUUUUCCAAUUGGAAUAUAUUAAAAAAAAUUUUUUUUCUUCUAUUUGGGUGUGGUUUAGUUGACAGUCAUAUGUUUAUUGUAUUAGACUUGUUAAACUCUUAAUAUUUUAACAAUUAUAAAUACAUAUAAAUAAUUUAUCUUAUGUCUAAAAUAUUAGUUUUUAUUGGAUAAUCAAGAGAUUACUAAAAUUGUUCUAACAGUUUGUGUUUAUCCUUUCUAAUUUCCAACUUUUUUAAGUAAAUAUCUGAAGUCAGAAACUAAUUCAAUAAACUGCAUCAAGAACUUAAAUUACAUGAUGAAUUUUAACAACUAAAAAUAAAUAAUAAACAUUAUUUGUUUACUAAAUAUAAAUUGUAUCUAAUUAAAAUAAUUUUAAUCAUCGCUAUAGAAUGUAUACAAAUUCCAGGUUUGUUAUUGUUUAUUGUUAUAUAUGUUUAGUGUUUUAUAAAUACUCUUGCACUUAGGGUAAAUUUAAAAAGGUGUUUUGAGUAACCCAGUGUAAAUUUUGCCAUUCAAACUGCCAGUCCACAGUCCAAUUGAACUUGACAAAAAUGGUGUAGUGUGUACAUAGUGGCAGUGUAUAAAUUUUCUUUAAAUGAAUGGUUGUGGCAUUAUAGACCCGUGUUCUUGAAAUUACCUCAACUGUAUUUUGUAUAUAAAUUAAUUAGUAUUAUUGUAUUGUUUUAUAAUGUGAAAUGUUAUUGCUGCAAUUGAAACUCUUUUAAUGAUUUAUUUUGUAUAGAACCACCUUGUUGACAAUUAUCAGUUUUCAAAUCCAUAAAUAAAUAUUUGAUAUAUGAUGAUAUUUAAUUAGUCUAAAAAUUGAAUAUCAGAUAGAGUUCAGGUUAAUUUGAGUAUAGAGUGCAGAAAUAAUUCAACUUUAUUUUUUUUAUAAAUUCCAAUACUUUUUCUCUAGACUUUGCAAAAACAAAAUUUUAUUAACACUAUAGUAGACAGGUGGAAAAAAGUUAUGUGGAUGGACAGACCCAAAUCAAUAAUGUAAUAAGUUUUAUUUUUACGAAUUAUGGAAUUUUCUAUAAAAUGAUUUACAAAUUACUUAGUUAUUGGUCAAAUUCAUAUUUCAUUUAUACAAAUAAAGGGUAUUAAAAAAUUUUUACACAAUUUUGUUAUGAAAUUUUGAAAAAUGAUCUAAAAAUACUAACUGAGUUAAUUAAUAGUAUAAAGUACUGUUUCCUUUCAAUAUAUUAGUCACAUAAAAGAAGUUAAAUGCAACAUGAAUGGUUUUCUUAUUAUAAUAUCUUGAAUUUCAUCAUUUAUAAGAUGAAGAUCUUACUGUACACUGUAUUACCAUAUGAAAGGCAUAACCAGAAUUUCCAUUGCUUACAAAAAUACUUUGUUUUAUUGUCCUUGCAUCUGUAGCAUCUUCCUCAUUUCCUUGUUGAGGCUCUUCUCUUUCUUAAGGUUGAAUGCCAGAGAUUUCAGCAUGUUGGGUUGAAGUAGUAGUCGUGCUAGCUUCUUUAGGAAAUCUUGUAUUCUCAUUUAGAGCACAUAUAUUCAUAAUGAUGUAAAACAAGCUCAAAGCCCUCUUGCAACUGUAUAUUCUGCACAAAUGAUAUCGACAACAUCAACGCAACUUUUUUUAGCAUUGUAAUAAGUGAUAAUACUUGGUUUCUAUUGAUCUCCUGUAUCUGCAUCGACUUUAUCAUCUCCAUGAGUAACAAAACACAUCUGCUAGUAACUUCUACUGUUGGUGGUGUUUUAUUGAUAUCUUUCACAAAUGGUAAAGUUCACAACUAAUGAAUUUCUUUACUUAAAUUGUUAGGAAUAUAAAUUUUUUGCUGUAUAUAUAAAGAUGUGUGGUAAUAAGGAUGAGGAAUUAAACAUAAUAGAAACAUUUCAAGAAAUGUUUUUAUAGUUUCAACUAAAUUGUACUAUACUCGUAGGCGAAUUAUUAGAAAGUAAUAAAAAUAUGCAACAAGGUCGUUCUAUAUUUGUGGUACAAAAUUGAGAGAUAUAUUUUUUCUUUUUAUAUAUGUUAUAGAAGUGCAAAAAUCACUAAAAGUAUAUAUAAUGUCUAAUUUUCACUUAUUAUUAUUUUUACGUGUGUAUCAUAAAAAAAAACAAAUUACAAUGUAUUGGAAAACCAGGUCAACCAAUUUUUUUGUCACACAAAAACUUAUACCAAAUUUUGAAUGCACUAUGUACACCAAACAAUAAUAUAUCAGUGGAAUGGAAGAAAUUGACACAUCAAGGUCCUUUGUUUCAUAAAUUUUUAUAAAAAGUACAAACACUUGGAAAAAUGUUCCUUAAUGUACAAUAAAUACUUUUGAUUUUCGUGAAUGUUUGGCUUCUGGUAGGUCCCUUUUAAAUCUGCUAGCAUUCCUGGACUUUUUGAGGAAAUCUUUCGCUUUUUCGUCACUCAACGCACCCAAUUUCUCGGGGAAGAAAUCCAUACAUCCCAAUGCUUUGUAUGAAAUUAUAAACUCAUUGAUCAAGUCUUUGUAAUUUAUGUUUUUCUAUGAAAUUUUGGACAACAUUCUCAAAACAUUUUCAGGCGACUUUUUCUACAUCAAUCAGCUUUCCUUCAAAGUUUGUAUCCUUCAUUAGUUUCCGUAUUUGUGGACCAAUGGGAAAUUUCUCUUUCAGGUAUAAGAAUCCACUGCCAUAUUUAAGCAUAGAUUUUACAAACUUUUUUAUCAGGUCGAACAUUAUAUGCAACGGUAGUGAAAGUAUGUCGUCAGGGUUCACUAUAUGAUCAUUUUUAACAUUUUUCUGCCUUCGGAAUAAGUGAUCCACGCUUGGUCAAUACUUUCUCCUGUCCAAUUCCCAAAUAAAAUAUUUUGUGUAACCAAGAUGUAGCCCAAGCAAAAGAGCAAUAACUUCAAACUCCACAAAUUUACCAAACAUGUUCACUGUAUUUUAUUUUUUUAAAAAGGAACUUCAUGUUCUCGUAAGUCUCUUUCAUAUCAGGACCAUGGGCAACCAGAUCUGGAGGUCAUUUGUUUUCGUUGUUUAGAAACAUUGCUUUCAAGCUAGUUUUUUCAAAUUUCAAUGAAUUUAUUACGACAGGAAAAUUUUCGUACCGGGGAAAGUAAAUUUCAGUCGUUUAAUCUAGACCCUUAAAGCUCACUAAUUAAAAUCAUGUACUAAAUACUUUAAAUAACUUUGUAUUAAUAAAUGUGGUUCCUAACUUAGGUCCCUCUCCUCAUAUACCUUAUCAGAUGGACUAAGAACCAAUUCCGGACUAGAAACAGAAUCCUGACUUUCUUCUUGAUUGGCACAGGCAGUUCGGUACUAUGUAGUAUUGGUCUGUUGGCCGAUGACAAUUUUGGGUACUGCACAGUGUGUUUGGACUUGGUUGUGACCCCUUUUGUUUCAAUCAAAGAAAAAUAACAAUCACUUAAAUGAUUAUUUGGUUCCGUUAGAAUCAUUGGUAUACCAAAAGGCAAAUGUCGAGAUUCUUCUUUAGCCCAACCUAAUAGGAGUCUCACACACAUACAAGUUAAUUCUCCACACACAUAAAAAAACUGUACGCUAGAACAGUUUUUAUAUUGUAAGAAACGUAAUUUAGUUAAAUGCAAUCGUUUUACAAUCGCCUAAAUUAAGUUAUUCAAACAAAAACACGUAAAUAGCUGUCACAAAAAACUGGAUGUGACCGAAAGAAAAUAAUUUUUUUUAAUGAUGGUACAUCAAAAUGGAAAACAUUACAAAGUUCGUGUGACAAAAACAGUUUACCAGUAUAAUGCAUUCCAAAUAGGAGCUCAAUAAGUUUGAGCGAAUUUUUUAAUAUUAAAAAAUAAAACUUUAAGAUACAUAACGUACAUUCUGAUUUUUUUUGUUUUAGUAGAACUAAAUUCGUUAUUUUUAUUUUUCUUUUUAUUUCGUGGAUAUUGCCAAAUAAUACCUUUAUGUAAGUAAAGACUGAAUAGAUAUAAGGUUUUUCUCACACACUAAGAUUCGUAAAAUCUUUUUAAUAUGCUUUUGUGUGAACAGAAACGCAAUUUUUCACAGUUUUUUUUAAUACAUGUAUCCACUCAACAUUUUGAUGUUUGAAUAUGAAUUAUUUGUAAUUCAAUGUUUAUAACACAGAAUUUUAUCUUGAAGUCUUCUAUAAUAAUAAACGAAAUUUUUGAUGCAUUCUGUGUUUUUUCGAUGUAAAACUUGUUCAUUCUUUAAUUGGAGUUGAAUAGUAUCCAGCAUAAUUUGAAUACCCUGAAUACCAUCCCACAUUCCAUUAUUCAUUCAUGUUAACAUCUGCCUUCUUAAAUAAUUAUUAAAUUCGUAAAAACAAAUGGAAUUUUUUUAUUGAAAACGGUAUUUUUUUGUUUAUCCAAUUUAUUUUAAUUACGUAAACAAAUAUUUUGUUGCAUAAUUUCUUUAUGAAUCGUUUGACAGUGUUUGUAAAUCAGCUUAACCAAACAGUUUAUUCUACACACUUUUAUCAGUUAUUCCGAGGAUUGUUUUCAUAAUAAAUAAUUUAUAAAUAUUUCUCAGUUUAUAGAUAUGUCCAUGUUUUAUCUUCUUCCAAGGAAAUCUUUGUCAAAUAUCAUGUAUCAAUCAUUUUAUUAUUGAGAACCUUCGAUUUUUCAACAAGGAUUUUCUCCCUUAACGAUUCCUUUCUUAAAUACUCAAUUUUAUAAUAGGUUUAACUUAUUUUCAUAGAUGGCUUUCGCUAGAUUUAUACCAAUUUAAGAUUGUUGAUGCUCAUGUGCCUGCUGAACACAACAUCAUGUUUGCUCCUUAGAGUUCUCGCAUCUAGUUCAAAGGACCAUACAGUUUGAGGGUUGGUUUAGUGGUAAUAGUAAACACCAAAGAUUCCAGAAAUUCUAACUUACAUAACCCCACUAGUUGUUUUACGGAUUUACUACUGUUUGAAGAUAAAUCUUAUGUUUUGUACCUCUCAAUUCGUAAAUAAAGUCAUAUUAAUUCAAUAUCAAUGACAGAGGUUUGAAACAAUUUUUUAGUUUUUUCAUCUGUUUUCAAAAUAUACAAAUUAUCUAUCUCUACCGAAUAAUUUCAUCAUUAUUAAAAUUUUUAUAUUCCCAAUUUAGAGUGGCACAAAUUUCUUCAUAAUCAGGAUAGUUUUUUUAGUGAACACACUGUUUACCUUCAGUCUCUGAAGACGAUAACUUCGUUAUAGAAACACCCUUCAUUCAGUAUAAUUGUUGGUGUAGUGGUAGUGUAAACAGUGUGAUCGGUACAAAUAUCACCAACGAUUCCAAUUUGGGAUAGUUUUUUUGUUAAUGAAUAAUUGAACAGUUUUUAAGAUAAAAUUAUUUGAUAGCCCUACAUUUUCACCCUUUGUAUUAUUCUUGAAAACAUAUUUUUUGUGGUGUUUACUUUGAAUUAUUCAUACUAAAAAUCAGAUAUGAAACUAGUAUUAUAGUAUGUUUUUUAAAAUUAUGGAGUUGGUAUUGUUUUCGAAGCAGAUUGAUAUUUUUUGACGACAUUCGUACUAGAUCAAAAAUUGAGCGGAUUGAGCACGGCUUAGUAGAAAUAA
Diorhabda carinulata is the source of this 6523-nucleotide messenger RNA. It is a transcript of the gene Arf51F, whose product is annotated as ADP-ribosylation factor 6. Gene Ontology annotation, cellular component: cytoplasm. The transcript has 2 exons. Bases 275 to 802 code for a protein of 175 amino acids. The record is from RefSeq and is a predicted model, not a curated record. Gene Ontology annotation, biological process: vesicle-mediated transport; intracellular protein transport. Gene Ontology annotation, molecular function: GTP binding; GTPase activity. NCBI's taxonomy places the organism in Eukaryota, Metazoa, Arthropoda, Insecta, Coleoptera, Chrysomelidae.